GUCAGCAUGGCGGCCACCAACCUAGAGAACCAGCUGCACAGUGCGCAGAAGAACCUGCUAUUCCUGCAGAGGGAGCACGCCAGCACACUGCAAGGGCUGCAUGCUGAGGUCCGCCGGCUGCAGCAGCACUGCACAGAUUUAACAUAUGAGCUGACUGUCAAAAGUUCAGAUCUGACAGGCGAUGGAACUUCUAGGAGCAGUGAGCUGAAGAAAAGGUGUGAGCAGCUGGAGGCUCAGCUGAGCUCCCAGGACCAGGAGAAGAGCGAGUUGCUGCAGGAGCUAGAACAGAAGAAGGCCAUGAUCUCGGUGCUGGAGAACACGGUCAAGGAGCGCGAGAAGAAAUACCUGGAGGAGCUCAAGGUCAAGAGCCACAAGCUGAACAUGCUGUCCAACGAGCUGGAGCAGCGGGCUGGCACCAUCGCCUACCUGACGGCGCAGCUGCACGCCACCAAGAAGAAGCUGCUGAGCGUCAGUGGGGCGGCAGAGGCCAGCCCAUCGGGCAGCCCAUCUGCCCAGAGGUCCGUGCUGGCCAGCUACAAGCCGGCCCCGCCUAAGGACAAGCUGCCCGAGACGCCGCGCCGGCGCAUGAAGAAGAGCCUCUCGGCCCCCCUGCACCCCGAGUUUGAGGAGGUCUACAGAUUCGGAGCCGAGAGCCGCAGACUGCUGUUGCGUGAGCCUGUGGAUGCGAUGCCCGACCCCACCCCGUUCCUGCUGGCCCGGGAGUCGGCCGAGGUCCACCUGGUUAAGGAGCGACCCCUUGUCAUUCCCCCAAUUGCUUCUGACCGAGGCGGCAGCGGCGCCAGUGAGCAGCCCAGCGUGGUGCGAGACAAGAAGGCGCACGUGGGGGUUGCCCACCGCAUCCAGCACGUGGCCCCACCCCCACAGCCCGAGGUGGAGACACUGGCGGUGGACCAGGUGAACAGCGGCGACAAGGUGGUGCGUAAGCACUCAGGAACGGACAGAACUGUGUGA
This is a messenger RNA of Chrysochloris asiatica (Cape golden mole), 972 nucleotides long. RefSeq names its product coiled-coil domain containing 92 (gene CCDC92). NCBI's taxonomy places the organism in Eukaryota, Metazoa, Chordata, Mammalia, Afrosoricida, Chrysochloridae. Gene Ontology annotation, cellular component: centriole. The transcript is spliced from 3 exons. Bases 7 to 972 code for a protein of 321 amino acids. The record is from RefSeq and is a predicted model, not a curated record.